CCGUGGGGCCAGCAGCGUCUGCAGCGGCGCCGGCCCCGCGCCCCGGCGCACUCGGCCCGGCCAUGGAGCUGCCAGCUGUCGGCGAACACGUCUUCGCCGUGGAAAGCAUCGAGAAAAAGCGGAUCCGCAAGGGCAGAGUGGAGUAUCUGGUGAAAUGGAGAGGCUGGUCCCCCAAAUAUAACACGUGGGAACCCGAGGAGAACAUCCUGGAUCCCCGGCUGCUGAUCGCCUUCCAGAACAGGGAACGGCAGGAGCAGCUGAUGGGAUAUCGGAAGAGAGGCCCGAAGCCCAAGCCGCUGGUGGUGCAGGUACCUACCUUUGCCCGUCGCUCCAAUGUGCUGACUGGACUCCAGGACUCCUCCGCUGACAAUCGAGCCAAGCUGGAGCUGGGUGCGCAGGGCAAGGGCCAGGCGCACCAGUACGAGCUCAACAGCAAGAAGCACCACCAGUACCAGCCGCACAGCAAGGAGCGGGCCGGCAAGCCCCCGCCGCCGGGCAAGAGCGGCAAGUACUACUACCAGCUCAACAGCAAGAAGCACCACCCCUACCAGCCGGACCCCAAGAUGUACGACCUGCAGUACCAAGGCGGCCACAAGGAGGCGCCUAGCCCCACCUGCCCGGACCUGGGCGCCAAGGGCCACCCAACCGACAAGUGGGCCCACGGCGCGGGGGCCAAGGGCUACCUGGGAGCGGUGAAGCCCCUAGCUGGGUCGGCAGGAGCUCCAGGCAAGGGCGCCGAGAAGGGCCCGCCCAACGGCAUGACGCCGACCCCCAAGGAAGCGGUGACGGGCAACGGGAUUGGGGGCAAGAUGAAGAUCGUCAAGAACAAGAAUAAGAACGGCCGCAUCGUGAUCGUGAUGAGCAAAUACAUGGAGAACGGCAUGCAGGCGGUGAAGAUCAAGUCCGGCGAGGCGGCCGAGGGCGAGGCGCGCUCCCCCAGCCACAAGAAGCGCCCGGCCGAGGAGCGUCACCCCCCGGCCGACAGGACUUUCAAAAAGGCAUCGGGCGCCGAGGAGAAGAAGGCGGACGCGCCCUCCAAGAGGAGGGAGGAGGAGCCGCCGGGGGCCGGAGACCCGCAACCCCAGGACGCCGCCUCCCGCAAGCUUUCCCCGGCCAAGGAGGCCUUCGGCGAGCAGCCCCUGCAGCUCACCACCAAGCCCGACCUGCUGGCCUGGGACCCGGCUCGGAGCACGCACCCGCUCCCCCACCACCACCACCAUCACCACCACCACGCCGUCGGCCUCAACCUCUCCCACGCGCGCAAGCGCUGCCUCUCGGAGACCCACGGGGAGCGCGAGCCUUGCAAGAAGCGCUUGACGGCGCGCAGCAUCAGCACCCCCACCUGCCUGGGGGGCAGCCCGGCCGCCGAGCGCCCCGCCGACGGGCCGCCGGCUGCCGCCGCCGCCCUCCCACAGCCUGAGGUCAUCCUGCUGGACUCGGACCUGGACGAGCCCAUAGACUUGCGCUGCAUCAAGACGCGGGGCGAGGCCGGGGAACCGCCCAGCUCCCGCCAGGUGAAGCCCGAGGCGCUGGCGGCGGCGGCGGUGGCGGUGGCCGCGGUGCCGGCGACAGCGGCGGAGAAGCCUCCUGCAGAGGCCCAGGACGAGCCCGAGGAGCCGCUGGCCGAAUUUAAGCCCUUCUUUGGGAAUAUAAUUAUCACUGACGUCACCGCGAACUGCCUCACCGUCACGUUCAAGGAGUAUGUGACGGUGUAGCCUCACGUAGCCGGAGGGCGUCGGAAGGGGAAGUGUCGUCCCCUCUGGGGACCUAGCACCUGGGGCCUGGGGCAGACUCCCCCUCUUUCAGACCAGUGGAGAGCCUGCAGGUUCCCAAGGCCAGGACCCGGAAAUAACCGCGGAGCCACAGCCCUCCGUGUCCCCGCGGGGCACUGCCUCCCUUCACGCAGUGCCUGUGGGUCGCGGCCUCAGUCCCUCCCCUCCGCUGCCCACGCGGGAGGAGAGCUGCGCCGCUCUGCUCCCCACCCCUGUCCCGUGGGCCUGGGGACUGACAGGGCAGCCUGGCGCGGGGGUCGCAGAGUUAUAGUAUUAUAUUUUAACCGUGCUAACUUGUCAAGUGCUGACUUUGCUCCCGUUUGUACGUGGUGUUAUUAUUGAAAUGUAUUGUUUGAGCUCAAAAGGCCCAACCACCCCCUCCGGGCUGGUAUAUAUAUAUUUAUUUGUAGGUAUUUAUAUAUUGAAAUAUAAAAACCUAGAUUUAUGGAGUUUCCUCUAGAUCAUGUUAUAUUCUAUAUCAGACAAACUAUUUUCUGUUGCCCUUUCUCCCCCGUCAUUCAGUAUUUCAGUUGAUUUCAUUUCUUACCCUCCUCCCUCCCCAGCACCUGCAAUACCGGUGACCUUGGUAUAUAUUUUUUGAUACUGUACACAUGGAUGUCUUGUUUCUAUGUGCAAAAAAAAAAAAAAAGUUUGUUAAAAGGCUAAACAAGCUGUCUAGAAACUGCUGCUAUUAGAAAUGUCUGAAGUCUGAGCUUCCGGUUAUUACCUGCUUGAAUGUAAAUAUUAAACGGUGAUGUUGAAGGUG
This is a messenger RNA of Loxodonta africana (African savanna elephant), 2538 nucleotides long. It is a transcript of the gene CBX4, whose product is annotated as chromobox 4. Gene Ontology annotation, biological process: protein sumoylation; negative regulation of transcription by RNA polymerase II. The record is from RefSeq and is a predicted model, not a curated record. Lineage: Eukaryota; Metazoa; Chordata; Mammalia; Proboscidea; Elephantidae. The transcript has 5 exons. The coding region runs from base 63 to 1715 and encodes 550 amino acids. Gene Ontology annotation, molecular function: SUMO ligase activity; SUMO binding. Gene Ontology annotation, cellular component: PRC1 complex.